Molecule: messenger RNA, 1418 nt
Organism: Gastrolobium bilobum
Lineage: Eukaryota; Viridiplantae; Streptophyta; Magnoliopsida; Fabales; Fabaceae
Product: casein kinase II subunit beta-1-like
Exons: 6
Coding region: 250-1053 (267 amino acids)
Cellular component (GO): cytoplasm; protein kinase CK2 complex
Molecular function (GO): protein kinase regulator activity
Source: RefSeq, a predicted model, not a curated record
UGCGAUGAAGGGAAUUAGGAAUUAGGAAAUAGGAAUAGGUAUUGUAUGUUUGUAUGUAGGUAACACUGAAUCAAAAACCCUAGCGCUUUCUUUUUCUCUAACUGGGAACUGAAAAAGAAAAGAGGCGAAAAAAGGCAUUUCAUUUUCAUAGUGAGGGAAGAGGGUAUGAGUAUGAUUGGGUAACAUUAACAUUAACAUUAACAACAACAUUAACAUCAACAUUUUGGGUUGAAAAUCGGAAAGGGAACUAUGUACAAAGAUCGAGGAGUUUCUGUGUCGAAAUCGGAGGAUCGGAAGCGAAUCAACGACGUCCUCGACAAGCAGCUGGAGCGAUCCUCACCGUCCACUUCAAGGGUCAUCAACGCCAAGGAUAGGUCCGAUAAGGACCCUCGCUCCGCCUCCAUCUCCAAGAAUUCCAACAUCUCUGAUAUUGAAUCGGAAACAGACAGUGAAGAGUCAGAUGUCAGUGGUUCUGAUGGAGAUGACACAUCUUGGAUCUCAUGGUUCUGCAAUCUGAGAGGAAAUGAAUUCUUUUGUGAGGUUGAUGAUGAUUACAUCCAAGACGACUUUAACCUUUGUGGAUUAAGUAGUCAAGUGCCGUAUUACGACUAUGCUCUUGAUUUAAUUUUGGAUGUUGAAUCCUCCCAUGGUGACAUGUUCACAGAGGAACAAAAUGAGUUAGUUGAAUCAGCAGCAGAGAUGCUUUACGGUCUGAUUCAUGCCCGAUACGUAUUGACAAGCAAAGGAAUGGCUGCCAUGCUCGACAAGUACAAGAACUAUGAUUUUGGCAGAUGCCCGAGAGUUUACUGUUCUGGACAACCCUGCCUUCCAGUUGGCCAGUCAGACAUUGCCAGAUCAAGUACUGUGAAAAUAUACUGCCCUAGGUGUGAAGACCUUUACUAUCCUCGGUCCAAGUAUCAAGACAUUGAUGGAGCUUAUUUUGGAACAACAUUUCCACACCUCUUCCUGAUGACGUAUGGACAACUGAAGCCACAGAAACCAUCACAGGGCUAUGUUCCAAGAGUUUUUGGGUUCAAAAUUCACAAGCCAUGAAGCUGAAGUUUAAUCUUUCAUGAGAGUAAGAGUCUGCCCAUGUCUUAAUUAACUCUUCCUUGUAGUACUCUUUGCAACAUCCAGCAGAUCAUAAGCUUUUUGAAUUAGUACAAUCUAGAUCUCCAUUUUCUUGUUUUAGGAGCGUGUUGUAAAGAAAUAUGCUGACAUUUGAAGCAAGUGCCUAGUUUCACUUUCAGCUUCAAAUUCAAUGUGCAAGUGCUUAGGUACUUGAUCAUACUUUUUAAUGGUUUAUUACAAAUUGUAUUCUUGCAGUUAACUUUACUUAAUGUUGUCUAUUAUUAUGCCUCAGAUUACGGAUCCCCUGCUAUUUUUAUAUUGUUUUAUUCCAUUCCCCCCUAUUUCUU